Molecule: messenger RNA, 2844 nt
Organism: Entrophospora sp. SA101
Lineage: Eukaryota; Fungi; Glomeromycota; Glomeromycetes; Entrophosporales; Entrophosporaceae
Source: the annotation of a GenBank genome assembly
AUGAACUCGCCAUUAAAUCUUUAUUUAUGUCAAGAAGAUCCUCCAGAGUUUCGUAAGGAACUGUUUAGUUGUGAAAAUUCCUUGUUCGGUUUAGAAACUUGUAUAGAGAAUCUUGUCAAAUUGGCAAGAUCUAGCGUAGAAAUUGCUUCAGAGUAUACCAGAAAACAAUUUCAAUUUGCUGAAGAACUUAAAAAUUUCGCAAUACAACAGCCCGAAUCAAUAAUAAAAUCUUUUCUUAUAAAGUAUUCAACAUCAUUACAAGAAAUUGAGAAGAGUCGCGGAAUACUUAAUUCAAGUGUAAACUCGAUGUUUAUUGAAUCACUUGAAUCUUUUAAAAAGAAUGAAAUAUCACCAUUAAAGGCGAUGAAAAAGAAAUUUGAGAAAGCGAGUAAUGAAGCCGAUAUUGCACUUCAUAAUUAUAUGAAUAAAACUCCUUCUAGUACGAAAAUAUAUGAAGCUUCAGUUGAAGUUUCAAAAACCAGAAAAGAAUUACAUCUUAGAUAUAUUGAUUAUGUGUUGAAAUUAAAUCAAUUAGAAGCAAAGAAGCAAUUUGAAUUCAUGGAAUAUAUAUUAGCAUUAAUGUUUAGUGGAAAAUCUUUUUAUCAUCAAUGUUAUGAAACUAUGAAGGAUCUUGAGCCUGGCAUGAAAAAUGUGACAAAAUUACUUCAUGAGACAAGGUCGAAAUAUGAUAGUGAUUUAAAGACUUCUGAUAAAAUCAAACAAUCAAUAUUGGAGAUGGCAAAAGAUACUUACAAUCCAUUAAAUUCUUUUAAAAAAUCAAUUAGAAAAGUGAAUAUUGAUAAAAGAGUUAUGCAAUCAUGGUCUCGUAAAUAUUUUACUAUUUCAGGAGAAUUACUAUAUUAUCGUAACAGGAAUAUUAAAAUUCCAAACAACGAAAUUUCUGGUGUUAUAAAGCUUAGAGUUUGCCAUGUGAAACCAAUUGACAAUAUUGACAAAAGAUUUUGUUUUGUGAUAAUAUCACCAACGAGAACUUAUAUUUUACAAGCUGAAAAUCAAGAAGACAUGGAAGAUUGGAUCAAUUGUUUAAAUGCAGCAGCUACAAUGGCAUUAUAUUCAGAUAAUGUUUCAACAUCAUCUCAAAAAGUCGACAGCAAUAUUUCUCAAUUUAGAGAAAGUGGCCUUACUAAGGAAGAAUUACAAUUAAAAUAUAAUUUUAUCAAUAAAAUUAAAGAAAUUGCUGGAAAUUCAAAAUGUGCAGAUUGUAGAACUAGCGUUCAUCGUAGUUUAGGCGUUCAUAUUAGUAAGGUUAGAUCAUUAAUGUUGGACAAGUGGGAACAAGAAUCAAUAGAUAUAAUGCUAAAAUUAGGGAAUUCCAAAAUAAAUGAAAUAUUUGAAGCCAAACUUGACGAGGAUUAUAAAAAUAAAAUAAUUACAGAUCCAUCAUGGAAAAGGGAUAAAUUUAUUACUGAUAAAUAUGUAAAAAAAGAAUUUGUAGCUCGAAAAGAUGAUGAAAGUUCCAAUUCUUUAGAAAUUAUCAACAUGGAAUUUUGGAAUGCUAUGAAUCAAACAAAUCUAUAUGAAGCCUUAAGAUAUCUAGCACUUGGCGCUGAUGUUGAUUGGAAAAAUCAAGAAAAAAAUUCCACAACAUCAUUACAUCAGGCUAUUCAAAGAAAUGAUGAAUUAGCAUUGGAAUUUUUAUUUUUAUGGCAAGUUGAUAUAAAUUCUGUUGAUAAGGAUGAUGGAAAGCUACCAGUUGACAUUGCAAUAGAUUUGCAAAAUAUUGAAGCUAUAAUAGCAUUAAAUCCCAAUAAAUUUAAAAUAUCAGAAAAUUCAAGUUUUGAAGAGGACGAAACAGAAGAGGAAUCAGUAAUAACUGUAUCUGAACCGUAUAACGAACAAAAAUUUUGUUUCAGUGAAAACCCAGAAAAGGCUUUUUCUUUUGGCACUGAAACAUCAAAAGCAAUUUCCUUUAGUUUUGGUCAAGGUGAUAAGGGCUGGUCUAAUUUUAUUGUAUGUGUUUUAUUUAAUAAUGGAGAUGUUUAUGUGAUGUGUCCAAUAGUAUCAAAAAAUUGCUGUAUAAUUUUUAAAAAAUAUGAAGCCAAAAAACGUCUACCGUCUGAUUCAAAUCUUCGAAUAUAUGAUAAUCAAUAUCAUUUGCAAUACAGAUGGAUUUGUGAUGUUUUUCAACAAAUUAGUAAACUUCCAUCACCAUCACCAUCAUCAUACAAGGUCAAAUCCUUUGGAAUUAUCACAUCACCCUUUGAUGCUAGUGAUAUAAUCCAUUUGAAUAACCAAUCUACUAGUAUAAUUGUCAUAGCUUCUAGUAGUGGUAGAUUGGAUAUUUUUCUUGAAGUUGAUAAAAUUGAAGCAAUACUUGAUUCUGAUAUUAACUUCCACGCUACAACUGAGAGGGUUUCCUUAGAGAGUAGAACUGCACCGAUUAAAUUGUCAAUUGAUGAUAUUAUUCGUUUAAAAAGUAUGGGAUUUCCUGAAACAGAUAAAUUAGAAUUUCCACCAAACUACAACAGGGUCAAUAGUGAAUUGAUAAGAAGAAUUUCAUUAACAACUGUUAAUGAAAUCAUACCAAUUAAAUCUUCUGCUCACACGCUAAUUAAUACAUUCUUUUACAUAAGUAAGGCCAAUCGAAUUCUUCAAAAAAGAAUAAUUCAAUCAAAUCCAAUUUUUGGAGAAUUUGAAAAUGAAUAUUUUGAUAUGCUAAAUCGAGUUCAAGAUGAUUUAAAUGAUACUAAAUAUGAUCAGUCAAAAUCAAAUCAUUCAAAAUCAAGUCUCGAAGCUGCUUUAGACAAAGAGACAGGACUUAUUGAAGAGACAACAAGUAAAAUACAGGAAGCACAAGAAAGACCAAAAAGUUUGAAUUUGUAG